Molecule: messenger RNA, 1305 nt
Organism: Sparassis crispa
Lineage: Eukaryota; Fungi; Basidiomycota; Agaricomycetes; Polyporales; Sparassidaceae
Exons: 8
Coding region: 1-1305 (434 amino acids)
Biological process (GO): glycolipid biosynthetic process
Cellular component (GO): mitochondrion; lipid droplet; plasma membrane
Source: RefSeq, a predicted model, not a curated record
AUGGCCGUCGCAGACAUUCUCCUCCUCGGUGCUACAGGUUACACAGGCCGCCUCAUAGCCCGAUACCUCUGCAACCAUCCCCAACGUGCGACCUUCACCCUCGCCGUCGCCGGGCGUUCCAAAGUCAAACUAGAGUCCCUCAAGACCUCUGUCGCACUCGACGACCGCGUCGAGCUCCUACAAAUCGAUGUCGCAAAACCCGAAGAGCUCGACGCGGCCGUGGAGGGCGUGAAGGUCGUCAUCAACGCCGUGGGCCCGUACUGGCGUUGGGGCACAGAAGUUGUCAGAGCGUGCACGAGGCAUGGUGUGCACUACGUCGACCUCGCCGCAGAGACGCCGUGGAUACAGAAGAUCAUAUUCAAGUUUGACUACUUUGCGUCCAAGACCAAUACAAUCAUCAUCCCCUCAUGCGGCCUUGUGUCCGCGCCCGCCGACCUCCUCGUCCACCUUGCGAACAAAACGCUCAAGGAUACACUCGGCCCUGAUGUCUCGCUCGGCGAGUCCCUCACUGUCUACGACAUGCCGGGCCUCGCGUCGGGCGGGACGUACGCGUCUGCGCUGUCAUUGUUCGAAGACGUCCCUCGUGCGAGGCUCACCGCAGCAAUGCAGGAUUAUUCUCUCAGCUCCGCCAUCCACGGCGCGCCCAGCGAGUCGCUUCAGCUCGCCCGCCCCGUCCCCUUCACGCGCUCGGGCAAGCACGCGACGUUCCACCCAAUCUCGUUCCCGGACCGUGCGGUCGUACAGCGCACGUGGGGCCUGCAUGCCCUCGCCGCGCAGUCAGUGGGGCUCGCGCCCGAGGACACUGACAGCGCGCGUCGGCGGACGUACGGCCCCCGCUUCACGUACGACGAGGGCGCGCUGUCCCCGGUUCCCUGGAGCGUUCCGUCGGCGCUGAUUAGCGCAGGGUGGCUGGUUGGGCUUACGCUGCUGAUGAUCUUCCCACCUGUGCGAUGGAUCUUCAAGGCAUUCGUACCCUCGCCCGGGGAGGGCCCGUCAGACAAGGUGUUGGAGGCAGGAUUUAUAGAGGCGACGAACUACACCACAUCUGCUCCAAGCCCAGACCUGCCAGAAACACACGUCAAGACCGUGCUGCGCGGGCGAGGAGACCCUGGGUAUCUCUUGUCGUCCAUGAUAAUAUCAGAGUGUGCGCUUGCCCUCCUGCUCGACAAGUCGUUACUGCCCCCGCUCGCGCGCGUCGGCGGGGUACUUACGCCCGCGAGCGCACUUGGGGACGUACUCAUCAAUCGCCUGGAGGCGUGCGGACGCUUCGAGUUUGAGAGCGUGGUCGUUCCGCCGGAGGAGUAG